Molecule: messenger RNA, 1116 nt
Organism: Daphnia pulicaria
Lineage: Eukaryota; Metazoa; Arthropoda; Branchiopoda; Diplostraca; Daphniidae
Product: oxidoreductase HTATIP2-like
Exons: 2
Coding region: 311-985 (224 amino acids)
Biological process (GO): import into nucleus
Cellular component (GO): cytoplasm
Source: RefSeq, a predicted model, not a curated record
AGACGUCACUGUAAUUUUCUUUAUUUACAUAAUAUAAAAAUGCUUUAUCUUAAAUUUUUCAUUAGUACACUACACUGUUACAAUAGAUAGAAGUAGAUAAAAGACUUGGAGCUUGUUCAUUGUUAGGUUACGUAUGUGAUCGAUUUCGCCGUGUUAAAAAUUUGCCACGUAUCUCAGUUUUUUUUAAAUAUUUCUGUAGAAGUGCAUACAAUAGCAUACAAUAAGCUCGAAAACUUUAGUGAUACCACACUACCACGUCUGUGGUGAUACAGUUGGACAGUGUGAUUAGUUUGUUAAUUAAACUUUCAACAUGAGUGGACUCAAGGCAUUUGUUCUUGGUGCUACUGGAGAAACUGGAAAAGAACUCAUCACUGCACUGGUUUCCAAUAAGGCUUUCACCGAAAUUGCCAUAAUUGGACGAAGAAUUGUUGAUUUAAAAGAAGAUGAAUUUAAAAUUGUUAAGCAGGAAAUUGUUGAUUUUGAAAAAUUAGAAGAUUAUGCAGCAGUUUUUGAAGGAUUUGAUAUUGGCUAUUGUUGCCUUGGUACUACAAAGGGCAAAGCAGGAGCAAAUGGUUUCAUUAAAGUUGAUCGAGACUAUGUAUUCAACUCAGCACAACUUGCUAAGCAAGGAGGCUGUAAGCAGUUCCAUUUACUAACAUCUCAAGGUUCCAAUAAGAAUUCAUGGUUCUUGUAUCCAAGGACCAAAGGAGAAGUUGAAGAAAAAGUAGCACAACUUGGAUUUGAAAAAUUAGUUAUUUAUCGCCCCGGACUACUUCUCUGUCACCGACAAGAAAGCCGGCCUGUGGAAAGAAUGUUACAGUUUGUCAUUGGUUCUGUUGAUUGGUCUCGAAAGGUGAGCAUCCCAACCAAAGCUAUUGCUCAAGCGAUGAUAAAUUGCACUCUUCAUGCGACUUCAGAUGGACCAGCAGUCAAUAUAUUAGACAAUCAAACCAUUUUAAAUUUGUCUAAAAAUAACGAAAAUUAAUCGAUAAUUUUCUGCUUUUGGUGCUAACCUUUUAUGGACUUUUUCAUUUGUUUGUUCAUCAGAUCACACGAAGUGUUGUAGCUCUUAUUCAGUGGUAACGCACAUUAAUACAAACACGUUUUCUGCUAAAA